AUGCGAAAAACGUCCUGGACGAACGAAAACAGAGCCCUGCGACUGAAGGAGCCGGCGUCGUUGGCCCUCUCCGCCGGAAAUUCCGGCAGCUACGUGGACCCAGAUGGUACCGCCAUUGUGAUGUCGUCUGAGCUUCUUCCUGCACCGACUCCGGAUCCCAGAGUGACGUGGAACUACUUCGACGAGCAGGGGUACGUCUCGAGAGGAGGUCUUCGAGCGGGAGAAGAUCCAUACGCGAGGAACAAAUUUAAUCAAGAAGCUUCCGAUGGACUCUCGAGCAAUCGCGAUAUUCCGGACACCCGCAGCGCCAUGUGUCGAAUGAAGCAGUGGAGGAGGGAUCUGCCUCCCACCUCGGUCAUAAUUACGUUCCACAACGAGGCACGGUCGACGCUGCUCAGAACUGUCGUGAGCGUGCUGAACAGGAGUCCCGAGCAUCUGAUCAAAGAAAUCAUACUGGUGGACGACUUCAGCGAUCAUCCCGAGGACGGCGAAGAGCUAUCGAGGAUACAUAAAGUGCGGGUGAUACGGAACGAGAAGAGGGAGGGUUUGAUGAGGUCGAGGGUGAGGGGCGCGGAUGCAGCCACCGCGAGUGUACUAACGUUCCUGGAUUCGCAUUGUGAAUGCAACGCCGACUGGUUGGAGCCUCUCUUAGAAAGGGUAGCGGAAGAUCCAACGAGAGUCGUAUGUCCCGUGAUCGAUGUGAUCAGCAUGGAUACCUUCCAAUAUAUCGGGGCGUCAGCGGACCUGAGGGGUGGGUUCGACUGGAGUCUAGUGUUCAAGUGGGAAUACCUGAGCCAAAUCGAGAGGCAAGCCAGGCAAAAGGAUCCCACGCAAGCGAUCAGAACGCCAAUGAUCGCCGGAGGCCUAUUCGUUAUCAAUAAAGCGUACUUCGAAAAACUGGGAAAGUACGACACUCAGAUGGAUGUCUGGGGUGGGGAGAAUCUCGAGAUAUCGUUCCGGGUGUGGCAAUGCGGUGGCAGCUUGGAAAUUAUUCCGUGUUCGCGCGUCGGCCACGUGUUUCGAAAACGCCACCCCUACUCGUUCCCCGGGGGUAGCGGAAACGUUUUCGCGCGGAACACCAGACGAGCGGCCGAGGUGUGGAUGGACGAUUAUAAACAGUUCUACUACAACGCGGUGCCUCUGGCGCGCAACAUCCCCUACGGAAAUAUUCAAGACAGAAUGGAGCUGAAGCGGAAAUUGCACUGCAAGCCCUUCAGUUGGUAUCUGAAAAACGUGUAUCCCGAAUUAGUUAUACCCACCAGCGAGGGCGGUCCGGGGGGAUCCCUGAAGCAAGGAACCGCGUGCCUGGAUAGCAUGGGACAUCUACUAGACGGGAACGUGGGACUUUAUCCGUGUCACGACACUGGCGGUAACCAAGAAUGGGGCCUAACGAAGGACGGUCUGAUAAAGCAUCACGACCUCUGUCUAACCCUACCGGUGUACGCGAAGGGCACCACGUUGCUGAUGCAAAUUUGCGACGGUAGCGAGAACCAAAAGUGGAGACACUUAGAGGGUGGACUGAUUCGACACUCGAGGAUCCCUGUGUGCGUGGAUUCGAGAUUCCAGGCGCAGAGGGGCAUCACCGCGGAGAAAUGCGACUCGAACGCCGAGACGCAGAGGUGGCACCUCUACAAUCACAAUCACUAG
Messenger RNA from Colletes gigas, 1647 nucleotides. It is a transcript of the gene Pgant2, whose product is annotated as polypeptide N-acetylgalactosaminyltransferase 2. The coding region runs from base 1 to 1647 and encodes 548 amino acids. Gene Ontology annotation, cellular component: Golgi apparatus. The record is from RefSeq and is a predicted model, not a curated record. The transcript has 10 exons. Lineage: Eukaryota; Metazoa; Arthropoda; Insecta; Hymenoptera; Colletidae.